CUGUAUGUCAAAAAAGAGACCUGGUGUAGCAGCCGCCGUGCGCUUGCAGCAGAAGCUCACUGCCGCGGAUAUAUCACUCUGGGAACGCGUCGAAUCGCAAUUUGCAGAUGCAGGAGGAAGUGUUACGAAAGCAUUGGAGACAGGUGCUGAUAGUAUAUGCCAGGGCGCAACAUAUUUGACCAAAUCGCAGCUGCUGAAACUGGUUGAAUGGAAAUUCUCCGUUGGAAAACCGCGUCACGCUCUUAAAAAGUACCUCGCCUCCAACUCCGAGCAAGAUGUCAACAAGUGGACGCGAUCUGGUAUAGCAAAAGCACACAAUGCGUUGUCUACGAACGAAUUAUCGGUAAAGGAAGCCUUGCAGGAAGUUAUCAAGCUCCAAGGAGUCGGUCCGGCCACAGCUAGCGCAUUGCUUUGUCGAACCAAUCCUGCUGCUUUCUGCUACAUGUACGACCAAGUCAUCGAUGCUUUUGAGCCCAAAAGAGACUACUCUCUAGCCGUGUACUUGCGAGUCAAUCGUGAAUGUUCUCGAAUUGCCCAGACCUUGGGAGAAAAAUGGACUUCGGCUCGAGUUGCUCGAGUACUUUGGGUAGCCGCAAAGGUGCUGGCCGGAGGUACAAUGGAAGACUUGACAAUAACCUCGGAUACACACAAUCAAGAAAUAAAUUCAGGUUCGAAGCGUUUGGUGAAAGAGUCAACACCACGAGCGGCAAUUAGACCAAAACGCGCCAGAACAUAA
This is a messenger RNA of Phaeodactylum tricornutum CCAP 1055/1, 736 nucleotides long. RefSeq lists its product with no specific name. The record is from RefSeq and is a predicted model, not a curated record. Lineage: Eukaryota; Bacillariophyta; Bacillariophyceae; Surirellales; Neidiaceae. The coding region runs from base 5 to 736 and encodes 243 amino acids. The transcript has a single exon.